AUGGUAAACGAAAUGAUGGCCCUUGUGGAGGGCAAAAGCACCCCAAAAUCUACAACUACGUCGCUAUGGGUGGCGCUGAAUCAGCGCGCCGGCGUCGACCCGGACCGCCUAGCCUUGCUGUCGCCCAAGCAGCCGCCGAACCUGCUGUCGGAGCUAGUACGGCCAUGGCCCGUGGGAGGCCAUGAAGACGAAGGAAGAGAAAUGAAGAAUAGUAGCAGUGUCAUUGGCGAUGGCCGGGGUACAACCGCCAUCCGCAAGCUCACCUCGCCGGCCUGCCUCCUCAGCUACCUGCUGUCGUGGAUCCUCCCGACGCCCGCCAACUCUGGUGAUGCACCGUAUCUGCAGUGGUCGUUUGGCGAGCUGCAGCGUGCUUCUAUCCGGCUCGGCGUCUUUCUACGGCGAAGCCGCGGCGUAGAGCCUGGCGCCACGGCAGUCCUCUUCACCACCUUGUCGGCGGAAUGGACUCUGCUCCUCUCUAUGUCGGCCUUGAACCGAUACACUGCCGUGACCCUUCCCAACAGUGCUCUGAGACCUGGCAACCAAGUAUUGCAGGACCAAAUGGACGAGCUAGCGCCCUCCAUCAUUGUCGUUGCAACCGAGGCUGAGGCGAGACAUGUGGCCGACAACUUGUCGACGAACAUCGCCGUUGGCAUCAGCAUAGAAAAGUUCACGAAUCAGGCGCCAGACGGCUGGGUCAGCAUGGCAGACAUUGCGGCCGAGAUGGCGUCGCAGGGCUGCCACAACUACAUCGACACCAUGGCAGCCCUGCAAAACGAGCCCGAGGACCACGGGCGAAACGCCUUUGUCGUCUACACCAGCGGCUCGACAGGCAAGCCCAAGGGCUGCCCGCUCUCUGUGGGCUACCUGCUCCAGGCGCUCGACUACCUCGCCACGCAGUACGUGCCGCUCCUCCCCACGCCCAUCACGCUCGUCUCCGGCGUCAACAACCAGGUGCGCUGCCAGGCCAUGACCGUGCUUUCAUGGGCGACGGGCAACGCGGCCGUCAUGGACACGUGCGAGAUGGACCCCGAGUCGAUCCUCGACGGGCUGCGGCGGUGCCGCCCUAUAUCAAUCUCUCUCUUUGUCACGGCCGUCAAGACGCUGGCGCGCGCGCCCAACUACUCCGCCGACGCCGUGCGGUCCGUCCGCGUCGUUAACCUGACCGGGCUGACGGUGACGACGGCGGCCCUCCGCGUGGCACAGCAGACAUUUCCCCGCGCGCAGAUCCUGCCCUCGUACGCCAUGACCGAGGCAGCCAGCGUCGUGACAUGGGCGUCGUGGUACCGCCCGCCAGCAGUCGACAAGAUGCCGUCAUGGUGCGGCAUCGCGGCUUCUGGUAUGGUGGCGCCCGGCUCGGCGCUUAAGGUCGUCGGUCCGGAUGGACGGCGGCCCGUGCCGCGCGGGGAGGUCGGCGCGCUGCACCUGCAUGGGAAAUCGGUUAUCGAAAACUACCUCAACCCCAAUGAUAUAUCAGACGCAUUUUACACCGGAGACGACGGCCGUCGUUGGUUCGUGUCUGGGGAUGAUGCUUUAAUUAACGCGGAGGGCUUUCUGCACGUGCUCGGUCGGAGUGAGAACACGCUCAGGCGCGACAACAAGAUCGUCGUUGCUGGUACUGUGGAGAGUUUUCUCGAGAAGGAAUACCCAGGAACAUCGACUGCCGUUGUCAACAUUACAUCUCGCGACGGCGCUAUUGGGCUGUACGCUAUUUUUGAUGACAAGAUUCCCGCGACGUCAUCUACCGAGAUUGAACAUUGUGUUGUCCAAAAGCUUGGUAAGGCGUACCGAAUUGAAGGUGCUGCGAGCCUCAAAGCGAUUGGAUAUGCCAACUCGGCAAAUAUUGUGGGCGGAAACUCAUUGCGCAUCAUCCAGGUCCAGGCGCGGCUGGAGAAACUGCUGAAUCGGCCAAUCCCGAUCGCUACGCUUUUCGAACACUACUCCGUCGAGUCGCUGGCAGCAUACCUGGGCGGAAAUGAUGCGGUCGGCGUGGAGCAGCACGCCUUGCAGCCUCGCGCGCCUCCUGUCACCAAAGACGAGGGCAUAGCCAUAGUCUCCAUGGCGUGCCGACUUCCUGAGAAGUAUUGGGAAUGCGCGGCGAGAGUGUGCGGGUUCUGGCAAGAUAUUGAGAUGCUCGCGGAUGGUCGUCCUCAGUGUCCCACACCUGCUGUUUCCGAAGUUUAUGAAAGUCCUCCAUUAUCACAAUCUAGCUCUCCCGUCACAACUACCGAAUACCUCAAGCAAGCGCCGUGCAGCAUGGUGGUCAUUGAUCAUUUGUGGUGCGGAUGCUGCGAGCUCUUCUGA
Akanthomyces muscarius is the source of this 2301-nucleotide messenger RNA. RefSeq lists its product as uncharacterized. The transcript is spliced from 5 exons. The coding region runs from base 1 to 2301 and encodes 766 amino acids. The record is from RefSeq and is a predicted model, not a curated record. Lineage: Eukaryota; Fungi; Ascomycota; Sordariomycetes; Hypocreales; Cordycipitaceae.